AUGGGAAUGUGGCAUGAAGUUGCGUUACACCUACUUCUACAACUUUAUUCUUCUAUGCCCCCACUCUUACAAAAUCAUCUUCUCCCUUUCCCUUUCCUUUCCUUUUCCCUUCCAUCAUUCCCUCCAACACCUCUCUUUCUCUCUCGCCAACGCAAUUGACUGCUUGAUGGCCUGAACACUUGAACCACAAAGCUAUCUCACCUUGUUAUCAAGCUCUCUGAUUGUGCGUCUAUCAAUGGCGAAAGCCAAUAUUGGGUCAUUCUUCAAUAAGUUCCUUUCUCUUUUCAUCCUUCUUCUCCACCUUGGUUGCUUCGUUUUCACCGCCGCUAAAGACAACCAUAAAGCAACCAAGAAACGCAAAUCCUCACCUCUUUCUCCUAACUCUCACAAACACCGCAAAGCUCUUUCCUCCACAUGGACUUUUCUCAAACGCAUUUUUUCUUCUAAAGCCAACUGCAUAAACACCAUCCAGGCCGCACACCCUCCAACAUCAGCAACCACACCGGCGUUAACCUCUGCAAGAAACUCCCAACAUUCCCUUGUCUCCAUGUCCAUGAUCAAUCCACCUGAAACUCACCUAUCAGACAGCCCUCCCCCACGUUCUCAAAUACAAUCCGGGUCUUGUCCAGAAUCCGGUAUCUCAUCCGACUACCCGUUUUUCCCUCUACGUAACGAUAUCUUCCCAUGCACAGCUUGCGGCGAGAUUUUUCAGAAAUCCCAUUUGCUCGAACAACACCAAGCAACCAAACACGCCGUAUCCGAACUCGUUGAUGGCGAUUCAGGUAACAACAUAGUUCGGAUCAUAUUCAAAACCGGUUGGACCGACAAAGUUAAGAGCCCUGAAAUCCACCGUAUUUUGAAGAUCCAUAACAGCCCAAAAAUUCUAACCAAGUUCGAAGAAUACAGAGAGGUUGUCAAAGCGAAAGCCGCUAGAAACGGUGCGAUGGGGAGGCGAGACGAGAGGUGCAUAGCUGAUGGGAACGAGCUGUUGAGAUUUAAUUGCUCAACUUUCACGUGUGAUUUGGGACUUAACGGGAGUUCAAGCAUUUGCAAUCAACAAUACUGCAGCAUUUGUGGGAUAAUUAAGUCUGGUUUUUCACCCAAGAUGGAUGGAAUCUCCACGCUAUCGACGAGCUGGAGAGCGCACAUGGCGAUCCCCGAGGAUGUAGAGGAAGAGUUCAAGUUCAUGAACGUGAAACGGGCCAUGCUUGUGUGUCGGGUGGUGGCGGGUCGGGUUGGAUCAGAAGGGGAAGAAAUAGACAAGGAAGAUGGUGGGUUUGAUUCGGUGAUCGGAAGGGGAGGAGGGAGUGGCGCAUAUACCAAGCUUGAUGAGGAAGAGCUGUUGGUUUUCAAUCCAAGGGCGGUGCUGCCUUGCUUUGUCAUUGUGUACACUGUUUAAGCGUGAGAUCGUAUGUUUUUGUACCUUUCUGCCUGUGACCAAAAAAAGGUUUACAGCUUAAAUUAACCAUUUGAUCAUGGAGAUUGCUGUGAAGCUUUGAUAGAUUAUUUCUGCUGUGUUAAAUUAGAAUUUAACUUGUGUAUCUGAGAAUGUAAUGUAAAUUCUGUGUUUGAAUAAGAGAUCAGAAUUUUCUUUUCCACCA
Messenger RNA from Gossypium raimondii (Peruvian cotton), 1601 nucleotides. RefSeq lists its product as uncharacterized. Bases 236 to 1399 code for a protein of 387 amino acids. The record is from RefSeq and is a predicted model, not a curated record. Lineage: Eukaryota; Viridiplantae; Streptophyta; Magnoliopsida; Malvales; Malvaceae. The transcript is spliced from 2 exons.